Messenger RNA from Bombyx mandarina (wild silkworm), 1811 nucleotides. RefSeq names its product transcription factor vestigial (gene vg). The record is from RefSeq and is a predicted model, not a curated record. Gene Ontology annotation, cellular component: nucleus. NCBI's taxonomy places the organism in Eukaryota, Metazoa, Arthropoda, Insecta, Lepidoptera, Bombycidae. Gene Ontology annotation, biological process: regulation of DNA-templated transcription.
CGCCUCGCUGCGACCGAACCUGGCGACCAGCGCCGCGUGUCGUCGCGAGUGAGUGCACAGUGGGAGUGCGGCGGCUGCUGACCGCGCAGUGCUUCGUGCCCAGUGAUCGGGGUCUCCGUUACGUACUGUGAUAUUACAAGUCUGCUUCAUUAAAACAAUCGACAGUUUAGUAAAACUGAACGUGCGUCCGGUGCCACUGUAAGUGUUCUCUCACUGAUCCCGACGACACACAGUGCUUCAAUAAGUGCGAGGAGGGUGAGGGGCGGCGUCGCGGCGGCAUGGGGCUCGCGCGCGGGCCGCCGGCGGGAUGGCGGUGAGCUGCCCCGAGGUGAUGUACGGCGCCUACUAUCCCUACCUGUACGGCCGCGGAGCCGCGCGCUCCUUCCACCACGCGCCGCACUUCCAGUACGAUCGGUUGAACGUGCAGAGCGGCGGCGUCAAUGCGGGCAGCAGCGAGGCGUUCGUGUCGGGGGCGCAGUCCCCGGGCUCUCCGCCGCACGCGCUCCCGGCGCACCGUCUGCGCACCAAGGAGGAGGAUCUCUCUGCACACGGCCGAGCCAGCGCUGACGGAGGCGGUUCGUCCGAGUCGGAGGGCGAGUGCGGCGGCGCGGGUCCGCGAGCGCGCGCGCAGUACGUCAGCGCCAACUGCGUCGUGUUCACGCACUACUCCGGGGACGUCGCCGCGGUCGUCGACGAGCACUUCGCCAGGGCGCUCUCGCUCGACAAGACUAAAGACGGCGUCCCGAUGGUGUCGCGCAACCUGCCCGCGUCGUUCUUCAACGCGGCGGCGGUGGGCGGCGCGGGCGGCGUGGAGCUGUACGAGUACGACCCGUGGCACCAGCACUACUCCGGCUACGGACACGCGGCGCACCGCCACGCCGCCGAGUACCACGCGGCCGCCCAGGCGCACCACAACAUGGCGGCGGCGGCGGGCUACGGGCCGCUGCUGCUGCCCCGCGGCUCUCUGCACGCGCAGUACAAGCCGGUGGAGUGGGGCGCACAGCACCACGCGGCGCACCACCUCGACCCCGCCGCGUGCUCGCCCUACUCUUAUCCCGCAGUACCAGGUCUGGAAGCGCAGGUGCAGGACACGUCCAAGGACAUGUACUGGUUCUGAGAGGAGGCUCUCAUCGCACGCUGAGCGCACGUCGGACCGGCGCGGCACCGGGCGGGCGGCGGCGUCAGGCCUCGGUGCGGGCCGCGCCUGCGAUGGGCUGCGCGCCGCUCUAGGGCUGUAAAGACAUUGUCUAGUUUAAGUGUUGUUCAUCGAAGGACUCCGCACGUGCAUCGGUAUUCAAUACCACAAAUGACUGACUCGAGUACACGAGUGUGUGUACCAAGUAUCGACCUGUGUGUUAUCUAUAGUUUGCUGAGGCCAGUUUCCAUGUAAGCUUCCACAAUACGCGCACCUACGGAGUACGUCGAUGUCAAAGUACAGUAGUUUUGUAGUUAGGAACAUUGUAGCUCUAACUUGUAUAAAUUAGAUGAGGAAUGGAAUACUUAGGCACGUUAGUUGAUUAAUGAACAGAUAGACGGGCGGUGCAGUGCGGUGCAGUUGUGUAAGGAACUGCUCGAUUGCUUCAGCCUCUCACCGUUAUCGUACCGAAACAAAUAUGCUUCUGGAAAAUCGUAAUCACUCAACAGAUAUUAUUUGAAUGAUUUAUGAACGUUGUAUUAUUAGCAUAACUAAAGCUGUGAGUUAGGUCGACAGGCUGCAACCGACCAACACAUCGGAAUUAGUAAACAAAAACACGAUAAAGAUAUGCGAAGAGAUAGAUGGGCGGUGGAAGGUGUACCGGGUGUACGUGUCC